Messenger RNA from Myxocyprinus asiaticus (Chinese sucker), 1652 nucleotides. Its product is annotated as F-box and leucine-rich protein 22-like. NCBI's taxonomy places the organism in Eukaryota, Metazoa, Chordata, Actinopteri, Cypriniformes, Catostomidae. Gene Ontology annotation, molecular function: protein binding. Gene Ontology annotation, cellular component: SCF ubiquitin ligase complex. The coding region runs from base 122 to 805 and encodes 227 amino acids. Gene Ontology annotation, biological process: SCF-dependent proteasomal ubiquitin-dependent protein catabolic process; positive regulation of protein ubiquitination. The transcript has 2 exons. The record is from RefSeq and is a predicted model, not a curated record.
UCACGUAUCCACACCAUGCAAGACACGCCGCUGUCUCAUUGUUGCUUUGUGGUUGUUAGAAGGCCAGACUCAGCCUUGGGUAGACUUAGCCAUCUAAUAAAGUCUAAUUUUUCGGCUUGCUAUGCAUCUCACAGAACUUGACUGGGAGUGUUUGUUACAUCUUUUUUCUUACCUGGAUAAGGAUAGCCGCCGCAGCCUGUCUCUGACAUGCUUACAGUUAAGACAGGUCUUCCUGGACCCUCAGUUGUGGACGCUUCUCCACUUCAGGUCUCCUUGUGAGCUAAGGAGGGAUAACUUUGUUUUGGGCCCUUCGCUGAGGUACCUGGCCAUAUGCUGGCACUCCAGUAGGGUCAAAGUGUGCAACACUGAGAACUGGAUGAAGACCACAUUCCAGAGGGACCUUUGCAGCAUGCACGAGAGCAUUGUCAGUGACUUCCUGGAGAGCGUGUGCCACAUGUGUCCAAAUUUACUUACCCUCACUCUGUCUGGAUGCGGCCACAUCACGGACCACGAUGUCAUUAACCUGCUACAGACCUGCAGGGGUCUACGCAGCCUCAGUCUAGAGAACUGCGCACGAGUGACGGACUCCAUCCUACAGGCAGUGGUGGACCAUGGUUGCAAUCUCACAGAGGUGAGGGUGGACUUCUGCCGCAACGUGACCCAGGCAGGGCUUGAUAAGAUCAGGGAGAAACGGCCAGAUGUGCACCUGAGCGCACUACACAGUGCGGAUAUGAUUCCAGACAGCAAACCUGAGGAGAAGACGCAGAUCAGGAGAACUCUGCAGAAGUUCUUGAUCUUCUCCUAAGAACCUGAGGAAAGAGUUUACACAGACCUAAAAAUUAAAAAAUGUGGAUUCACAACAUUUGAUCUAUUCUUCUUUUAAAUGUUUUACUUAUUUUUAUUUAACUUUUUAAUUAUAUUACACUUGUGGGGUUUCUUUUGUACAGUAAUUCCUUAUUUUAUCAUUUCUAGUGUUUCCAUGCUUAAAACACUUUAAGGAGUGGUGAUCCUUAUAGUUGAAGUGUGCAAUUUCUGCACCAAACGGACUUAAAAUAAUGACUGUUUUUUAAAGAGGUUUACUGAAUACUGCCCCCAUCUACCAUUGGUCAAACAAACAAAUAGUCCAAACUCACGGCAAUUUUGGGUUGGUGGGGAUGUUCAAACAAACAAGCAAUGUUUUGAUAGCGUCACCGAACCACAGUGUUUACAGAUUCCAAAGAUAUUAAUCUACAAAUGGCUUACUUAUAAUUUUAUCUGCAUAUUAAUCUGGGAUAGGAGGAAGUAUUUUUACAUUGAAAACAUCCACAUCACCUUUAAAGAUAGGAUUUUUUGGAAUGUCAUCAUCUCCAAAGUUUUCAUUCCAAAGUCAUUGCAGUGUUCCAUGUUUAUAUUCAGUCUUCCAACUUUUGAAUCUUUUGUUUUAGCAGUAAAUUUACACCUGUAAAUGAUUCCUUUACGAAUCAACAUUACUCUUUUUUUGUUCCUUCACUGUCAUGAGUUUGUUUGUUUGUUUGUUAGUUUGUUUGACUCCAUGUGAUGACUCUUUGGUCAGUACAAAGAAUAAUCAAGUAUUUAACAUGCAGGGCAAUGGCCCAAUCCAAUCAAUUCCAACCAAAUCCUACGUUUUGAUAAUAAAACAUUUAUUAAAACCA